This is a messenger RNA of Perkinsus marinus ATCC 50983, 525 nucleotides long. RefSeq lists its product as hypothetical. Lineage: Eukaryota; Perkinsozoa; Perkinsida; Perkinsidae. The transcript is spliced from 5 exons. The record is from RefSeq and is a predicted model, not a curated record. Bases 1 to 525 code for a protein of 174 amino acids.
AUGCGUAAGGAAGGCAAAGAUAAGAGAAGUGGCCUCAUCACUAACAUAUGGAAUGUCACCAGUGGUGGGAGUAGGGUAUGUUUUGAACGAGCAGAACGUGAUAGGCACAAGAAGCAUCUAAUAGCGUUGGAUAGUGUGAAGUCGAGUAUCGAUAAUAAGCCCCCAAAGGAGAUGUCGCAUUUGAAGAACAAGAGGAAGGCUAAGUUGAUAAUGGAAGAGAGGAAUGCCGAGAUACAGCUAGAGAAUCGUAUACUACUCGAUAAGAUGCUAAACAUAGAUAAGGAGAGAAAGAGACAAGCACAGCGUACUUGUAACAAAAUGUAUCAUGGAGAGGCAAUAGAAGAGGCUACACAGAGAAGGCAGCAAGAGUAUCGUCAAUGGGGUGGUUUAGCUCAUCAGAAUAAGAAGAUGCUCAAUAGGCUUACGGCGGUACCACCUGCUAUCGUGGAUACUCAGAAGUUAGCAGUAGCAGAACGGGAUCGUGAGGCUAUGAGGGAUCGCUUGAUAUCGGGCUCUAUGAGGUAG